Micropterus dolomieu (smallmouth bass) is the source of this 1286-nucleotide messenger RNA. It is a transcript of the gene saxo4, whose product is annotated as protein phosphatase 1, regulatory subunit 32. Gene Ontology annotation, molecular function: phosphatase binding. The transcript has 12 exons. NCBI's taxonomy places the organism in Eukaryota, Metazoa, Chordata, Actinopteri, Centrarchiformes, Centrarchidae. The record is from RefSeq and is a predicted model, not a curated record.
CCACAAGACAAGAGAGGUGAACAAACAACCUGGAGUUACAGGUACGUCUGGGGAGUAAGUCAAGCCUUUCCUCUGCUGUGGCUUCUUUUCUGGGCGCUGCACACGUGCCCAGAGGAUUUGUGCAAUCCAUCACUGUUGCCAGUGAAGGUUUCCAUUAUAGCAGUCACAGACGGCUGAGCAGAGGAGGAUAGUCAUGCCGACUGUUGGAGCAACAGGCAGCAGGGGACGACUGAGCAGCAACACAGUCUACAAUGUUUCACAUUAGAGGAUGUAUAAUGCAGGCACUGUGAACUUCACUUCUCACCUCGGACAUCCCAGUGGGACAGGCUUCACAGCAAACCAGAGACCCGCCAUAUUUUAUAGGCCCAGUCUGGACCACAUUGACAACCCUCAGUUUGGACUCCUGUUAUCUGACAGCUUCAUGUCUCAAACUAAACGACACUACCAGCCUCACAUCCGGUCUGACUGUUCAGGGUGUUUGCCGAACCUCGUUAACAAACCCAAAGAGAGCGGCUUCUAUCAGCUGAGGAAUCAUCCGAAAACUGUGACUGAGAAGGAGAAGACAGAAUACCAAAGAUUGUUUGUGCCUCAUCGUCUCACUGUUGUAGUGUCCCAGAACUAUGUGACUGUGGGUCCAAAAGGAGAAAGUGGUUUCACUGAGGGAACAGACCUUCAACUAAACACAUUUCAGGAGAAAAAAAGUUGCAUGGUUGAACCUCACCAGACUCACAGCUCAGUGAUGAAAAGUGACUUCAUUCAGCCGUCAUUUCUGCAGGGCACUGAGGCAGGAUCGAGCCUGUGUAGCCACUCUGCUCGAGAAACAAGAUUCACUCAAGGUGCCAUCGCUCCCUUGGCCUGCUCGGCCUCCCUUCUGCCAUCACCCCACACUAAAAAUAAUACACCGACUGAAAAGACCAUUGGAAAAAAGGAGCCCACAGGGUUUCUUCUCAACGCUCCAAACAACCAGACUUUCCCUAAUGCACCUUUUGUUUGUUCACACUUCACUACACAUUACAAGAGCAUGUUCUGUCAUCAGAAUGAAUAUGUAAAGUUGAAAUCUGGCCACGCUUGCACAGGGAUCAUCGGUGUAAAAAUGGACAACGGCUACAAUCUGCUACAAUCGUCGAGACAUGGACAGGUUCAUCUUUAGAGGCUAGACCUUCACACACCUGCGUUGGUACCUGCACGGCCUCAUCACAAAAAUAACAUUUCACGUUAACACAGUGCUCUGGUUUACUUUACUCUAAAAUAGUUUGUGUAGAAAUAAAAACUGGAUGUGUGAGUAA